AUGGACCGUGUUGCGCUCGAUAGUGCUGCCGUGAAGCUGUGUCCCCAAGUGUCGGCUCUCGCUCCGAACCAUACCUCGAAAGCAUUGGAACACAACCUGAAGUUGCUUGCGUCGUCGGAAUACAGAAAUAAAUCCGCACACUACCUCUCUGGCGCAGUCCAAAUCCCCACCCAAUCCUUCGAUGAUCUCGGCCCCGUCGGUGAAGAUGACCGUUGGGACGUCUUCUACCCCUUCGCCAAAUGGCUCAAGAACACCUUCCCCGAAGUGCACAAGCACUUGACGUUGGAGAAAGUCAACACCCACGGUCUCGUCUACACCUGGAAAGGCACCAACGAGACCCUCAAACCUUUGUUGCUCAUGGCCCACCAAGACACCGUCCCAGUCCCGAAGCAGACGUUGGACAAAUGGACCCACGACCCCUGGUCCGGCCACAUUGAUGACACCUACGUCUACGGUCGUGGCUCUUCCGACUGCAAAAACAACCUUGUCGGAAUCAUGGAAGCCGUAUCCCUCCUCCUCAACGCAUCCUUCACCCCAACGCGCACCAUUCUCCUCUCCUUCGGCUUCGACGAGGAAAUUUCGGGUUACAAAGGAGCUGGAACAAUUGCGCCAUGGCUUGAGGAGAAGUUGGGGAAGGAUAGUCUGUUUAUGAUUUUGGAUGAGGGCAGUGAUAUCAAGGAGAUUUAUGGGGCUCUUGUGGCGUUGCCGGGGACGGGGGAGAAGGGGUAUAUUGAUGUGAAGAUCACUGUCAACACGCCUGGUGGGCAUUCCUCUAUCCCACCGCCUCACACUUCCAUUGGGAUGUUGGCGGAAAUUAUCACGAUUGUCGAGGCGGACACGUAUGAUUUGUUGUUGACCCCCGCCAACCCGUUUUUGGGAACGAUGCAGUGUGCUGCCGCUCAUUCACCCGAUAUCCCAUCUUCGUUGAGGGAUGCGAUUGUCUCGAACGACUUACAGGAUGCCGCGGAGAUUUUGGCAGGCGAUAGAGCGAACGAGUACCUGAUGAAGACCUCCAUCGCGGCGGAUGUCGCGUAUGGUGGUGUCAAGGUCAACGCACUGCCCGAGGAAGCGGUGGUGGUCGUGAAUCAUCGUGUUGCGGUUGAGGGGCGGACACAGGACGUCAAGGAUAAGUUGACAAGAAUCUUGGAACCGAUCGCGAAGAAACACAACCUUACAUUCCUCCCCUUCACCGACAAGCCGACGGACAAGGACUCGCAUUUUGGAACUCUAAGGAUUGAAACCGACCGCGUCCUCGAACCCGCCCCCACCUCUCCCCUCAACUCCUCCGCCUGGUCUCUCCUCUCCGGCACAAUCCGCCAUGUCUUCCCCCCCUCCACCAUCGUUGCUCCCUCCAUCAUGACCGGCAACACAGACACCAAAUAUUUCUGGAAUUUCACGAGGAAUAUUUAUCGGUUUGGACCGUUUAGGGAUAUGUGGAAGGGGAACAUUCAUACGGUUGAUGAGAAGGCAAGUGUGAAGGGGCAUGUUGAGGGGGUUAAGUUUUAUCAUGAGUUGAUUAGGAAUGUGCAGGAGGUUUAUGCUGAGUAG
Molecule: messenger RNA, 1548 nt
Organism: Saitoella complicata NRRL Y-17804
Lineage: Eukaryota; Fungi; Ascomycota; Saitoellomycetes; Saitoellales; Saitoellaceae
Product: carboxypeptidase S
Exons: 1
Coding region: 1-1548 (515 amino acids)
Cellular component (GO): fungal-type vacuole lumen
Molecular function (GO): carboxypeptidase activity
Source: RefSeq, a predicted model, not a curated record